AGCCCUGCCGCCAACGCCGCCGCCGCCAUGGCCACGCCGCUGUCCACCCGCGCGGGCGGCGGGCCCGCCACGCCGCUGUCGCCCACGCGCCUGUCGCGGCUGCAGGAGAAGGAGGAGCUGCGGGAGCUCAAUGAUCGCCUGGCGCACUACAUCGACCGUGUCCGCGCGCUCGAGCUCGAGAACGACCGGCUGCUGCUCAAGAUCUCGGAGAAGGAGGAGGUGACCACGCGCGAGGUGAGCGGGAUCAAGGCGCUGUAUGAGUCAGAGCUGGCGGAUGCCCGCCGGGUCUUGGACGAGACAGCGCGGGAGCGCGCCCGGCUGCAGAUUGAGAUCGGGAAGCUGAGAGCCGAGCUGGAGGAGACCAACAAGAGCGCCAAGAAGCGGGAGGGCGAGCUCACAGUGGCCCAGGGCCGCGUCAAGGACCUGGAGUCCCUGUUCCACCGCAGCGAGGUGGAGCUGGCCGCCGCCUUCAGUGACAAGCGCGGUCUUGAGAACGACGUGGCCGAGCUGCGGGCCCAGCUAGGCAAGGCAGAAGACGGCCACGCUGUGGCCAAAAAGCAGCUGGAGAAGGAGACGCUGAUGCGUGUGGACCUGGAGAACCGCUGCCAGAGCCUGCAGGAGGAGCUCGACUUCCGCAAGAACGUGUUUGAGGAGGAGGUGCGAGAGACCCGGCGGCGGCACGAGCGCCAGCUGGUGGAGGUGGAUAGCAGCCGGCAGAAGGAUUAUGAGUUCAAGAUGGCCCAGGCGCUGGAGGAGCUGCGCAGCCAGCACGAUGAACAAGUGCGGCUGUACCGGCUGGAGCUGGAGCAGACCUACCAGGCCAAGCUGGAGAACGCCAAGCUGAGCUCGGACCAGAACGACAAGGCUGCCAGCGCGGCCCGCGAGGAGCUGAAGGAGGCUCGCGUGCGGGUUGAGUCCCUGAGCUACCAGCUCUCCGGCCUCCAGAAGCAGGCCAGCGCGGCUGAGGACCGGAUCCGGGAGCUGGAGGAGACAAUGGCCGGGGAGCGGGACAGGUUCCGGAAGAUGCUGGAUGCCAAGGAGCGGGAGAUGACGGAGAUGCGGGACGUGAUGCAGCAGCAGCUGGCCGAGUACCAGGAGCUUCUGGACGUGAAGCUGGCCCUGGACAUGGAGAUCAGCGCCUACCGCAAGCUGCUGGAGGGCGAGGAGGAGAGGCUGAAGCUGUCCCCCAGCCCGUCUUCGCGGGUGACCAUCUCCCGGGCCACCUCGAGCAGCAGCAGCAGCAGCGUGUCCACCGCGGGGCGCCCGGGCCGCAGCAAGCGGAAGCGGCUGGAGGUGGAGGAGGCGCUGGGCUCGGGCUCCAGCGGCAUCGGCACGGGCAGCAGCGCGAGCAGCGCCAGCAGCUUCCAGCUGUCCCAGCAGGCGUCCGCCACGGGCAGCAUCAGCAUCGAGGAGAUCAACCUGGAGGGCAAGUUCGUGCAGCUGAAAAACAACUCCAACAAGGAUCAGUCUCUGGGUAACUGGAAGAUCAAGAGGCAGGUGGUGGAAGGGGACGAAAUCGCCUACAAGUUCACGCCCAAGUGUGGGCAGCGGGAGCAGGGGUGACCCACAGCCCCCCUGCCACACUCGUGUGGAAGAGCCAGAACAGCU
Trichechus manatus latirostris (Florida manatee) is the source of this 1608-nucleotide messenger RNA. RefSeq names its product lamin B2 (gene LMNB2). The coding region runs from base 28 to 1563 and encodes 511 amino acids. Gene Ontology annotation, molecular function: structural constituent of cytoskeleton. Gene Ontology annotation, biological process: nuclear migration; heterochromatin formation; nuclear pore localization. The transcript has 10 exons. Lineage: Eukaryota; Metazoa; Chordata; Mammalia; Sirenia; Trichechidae. The record is from RefSeq and is a predicted model, not a curated record. Gene Ontology annotation, cellular component: nuclear lamina; nuclear envelope.